Molecule: messenger RNA, 705 nt
Organism: Striga asiatica
Lineage: Eukaryota; Viridiplantae; Streptophyta; Magnoliopsida; Lamiales; Orobanchaceae
Source: the annotation of a GenBank genome assembly
AUGGCGGAUGAUGAUUUCGGAAAUACAAAAUUUGCCGCACCAAUUUCUCUCGUUAUAUUUUUCACCAUUCCAGGCUACUCUUCUCUUUACCGUCCCCAUACAAACGAAACAGCCCAUAAGCUGAUAUGGCAGAGAGAACUACCAUUGAGAGACACGCUAGUAAUGAGCUGGCUACACCUUCUCCAAUUUGGUUACAAAAUUUUGCAUACAAAUUACAAGUCUUCAUCCAUUGUAGCUCUGGUUGACCGAAUUGCGAAAAGAUACCCGACUGCACAGCAGCAGCCACAGCCGACAGGGUUAAGUAGGCCAUUACCUGUGAUCAGUGACCAAGCACAAGUUCAUCCAAUUCCCACAAUAUCGCUUUCCUCUAAACGAGAAACAGAAACACGACUGCUAAUCCUCAAAGAAGCUGAUAAUACUCAAAAAACUAGUAACUUGACAAAUACACCAACCACAAAAGCACAGUUCGAAAUAAAUCCAGCACAAAGCCACAUUUACCUGAUCUCCAGAGAAAAUGGCCCAGGCCAAGGGCUUGUUAAACAGAACAGACCCUUUAACCAUACUCACAGCACACCUCAGAACCUGGAUCAGCGAGUACCCAGCAGCCAAACCAUUAGCUAUCACCAAGAAACUACAAAAUUACACAUGAAAAGGAAAGAAAGAAGAUCAGCAAACCAAACAACCACCAUAACAAAAGCAGUUUAA